GUUUUACAGCCUCGACACACCUCAAAUAGUAAAACAAAAUCUAUCUUUAAUUUCUAGCCUCUUUCUUCUCUCUCUCUCUAUUUUUCUUACCCUCUUAUUCACAAUUUCAUUACAACCCUUGAAUCAUAAGUACAAAUAUUCAUAUCUCUAUCACAAUCUAUCUCUCUAUAUCAUUGUCACAUUUUUUAUAUUCAUACAUACAUAAACAUCUAUCUAAUAUGCAAAUGAAUAGGAAAUUGAUGCAAUGGAGUACACAAAUUCUCAUGACCCUUUUAUUGAUUCAAAUCAUUCAUGUUCAUAGCAUGAACAACAAUGAGGAAGAUCAUGAAGAGCAUGAGAAUAUGGAGAAGAUGAGUCUAGAACUUAUCCAUAGGCAUGAUUCAAGAUUUCUUGGUGAGGUAGAUCAAGUUGAAGCUAUACAAGGGUUCAUCAAAAGGGAUAUGAAUAGAAGGGAAAUGAUGGAUCAAAGAAUAGCAAUGAAUGAAGGUUAUAAUAAUAGAAGAAAAGACAUUGAAAUGAAACAAGAUUUUGAAUUUUCAAUGCAUUCAGGAAGAGAUGUUGAAAUUGGUGAAUAUUUUGUUGGUGUUACAGUUGGAACACCAGGUCAAAAGUUUUGGCUUAUUGCUGAUACAGGAAGUGAGUUAACAUGGUUUAAAUGUAUGAAAAAGGUUCAUCAUAAUCACCAACAUAAACAUAAACAUAAUAAACAUAAAGGAGGGUCAAAAAAAAAAUCAAGAACAAAAUCUCAUACAACAACAAGAAGAAGGGCUCAUUCUCAUAAUCCUUGUGAUGAUGCAUUUUGUCCACAUCGUUCUCAUACAUUUCAUCAAAUUUCUUGUGCAUCUAAAAUGUGCUUGGCUGAACUACCUUAUUGUUUGUCUGAUUGUCAAAGUCCUUCUGAUCCAUGCCUCUAUGAAGUCAGCUAUGGUAGUGGAAUAUCAUCUGCUGUGGGAUUCUAUGGCACUGACACAAUAUCAAUAAACCUAAGCAAUAAAAAGAUAGGAAAGCUUCAAAAUCAAACAAUUGGAUGUACACAAUCAGUGAUAAAUAGUCCAGGUUUCCCAUAUGAAAAUGUAGGUGGAAUAUUAGCCUUAGGCUUUAGACACCAUUCAUUUGUUGACAAUGCUGGUCUAAAAUUUGGUUCAAAAUUUUCCUAUUGUCUUGUUGACCAUUUGAGCCACAAAAAUGUUUCAAGCUACCUAACAUUUGGAACAGCUCCUAAAGUCAAAUUGUUGAGUGAAAUCAAAAGAACAGAUAUGCUUUUGUAUCAACCAUUUUAUGGUGUGAAUGUUACCGGCAUCUCCAUCGACGAUCAAAUGCUGAAAAUCCCACCAAAGGUUUGGGAUUUUGAUGCUGGUGAAGGGAUGAUAAUUGACUCAGGUUUUACCUUAACAGCACUUGUUCUUGAAGCCUAUUAUCCUGUUGUAGAGGCAUUGAAAAAAUCAUUGCACAAUGUGAAUACAAUUAAUGAUCCAAAUAAUGGUGGUUUGGAAGUUUGCUUUGAUGCAGAAGGUUUUGAUGAGAGUGUUAUGCCAAAGUUAGUGUUUCAUUUUGGUGGAGGAGUAAGGUUUGAACCACCAGUGAAGAAUUACAUCAUUGAUGCUGCACCAAAAACUAAGUGUCUUGGAUUUUUGCCAAUAAAUGGAACACGUAAUUCUAUUAUUGGUAAUAUUAUGCAGCAAAAUCAUCUUUGGGAAUUUGAUAUUUAUAAAAACACUAUUGGUUUUGCUCCUUCUCCAUGCCACUAGAGACUUCUUCUUUGUAUUGAAUGUUUUUUCUUAUUCUCAUGGAGAGAGAUUACAUUUUGUGUAUUUGAUUGAAUUGGAUUAUUAUUCUUUAGUUUUUUUUUUUGUUUUUCAAAUGUUGUGUAAUAUAUCACAUGUAAACAUGUAUCAUAAAUCUAAUUAGAGUUUUUCUCAUGUUAA
This is a messenger RNA of Medicago truncatula (barrel medic), 1925 nucleotides long. Its product is annotated as aspartic proteinase NANA, chloroplast. The record is from RefSeq and is a predicted model, not a curated record. Gene Ontology annotation, molecular function: aspartic-type endopeptidase activity. Lineage: Eukaryota; Viridiplantae; Streptophyta; Magnoliopsida; Fabales; Fabaceae. The coding region runs from base 219 to 1748 and encodes 509 amino acids. The transcript has 2 exons. Gene Ontology annotation, biological process: proteolysis.